CUUCCGGUGGCGAGGGCUUCCCCGGAAGAUGCGGAGCUCAGCUGUUCUGCCCGCGGGAAAAGGAAGGGCGGAAGCGGCGCUCUCGGAGGGGAAGGUGUGACCAGGCAAACACUAUAGAGUUCUAAGGAUGGUGCGGAUUUUGGCCAAUGGAGAUAUUGUACAAGAUGACGAUCCUCGAGUGAGGCAGAGCACUCAGAACAGGGAUAACUUCCCCCGACCAGCCUUUUUCAACAUGAUGACUAAUGCAGGUCCUGCUCCACAACAACAUUAUCAGCAACAGCAGCAGCAUCACCAUCAGCAGCAGCAGGGUGCAAGGCCAGGGGAGCGUUCACCAUUUUCAGACAUCAAUCAACAGUUGGUGAACAUGGGCUUCCCAACGUGGAACCUUGGCAACCAGGUGGUGGAACCAAUCAUGUCCAUCUUAUUGCUGUUUCUCCUCAUGAUGGUUGGGGUGCGUGGCUUGCUCUUAGUGGGCCUCAUCUACGUUGUUUCCCAAUUAAGCCAGCGAUGACAAGGACUUCUGUAUGGGCCGUGAUUGCUGCUCGACAGAAAGAGAGACAGAUUUUCUUGGUGUGUGUGUGUGAGUAUGAGUGUGAUUGUGUGAAAGAAUGAGAAUGGAGGAGAGAAAAAUGGAAAGUAUGGGUCAUGUGCCCCCAUUAUGAGUGUGCUUGCUCAUGUAUAUUCUUUCCCCCAAAAUCUUCAGGAAUUAAACUUGUUGGGAACAGAUCUGACCAUUGUGGCAUGUGAAGUCAUAAGAGUUUCAUUUUCCCCACCCUGGUUGCCUCCUGCUGAAGUGUGAAACCUGGCUUUGUCAGUGGCACAAGGCACUCUGUCAGAAGUAUGAGAUUUAUUUUGCUGUUCUAGAUAGAGCAAAUGCAGUGGUGGUCUUGGGUGGAGGAGAUGAGAUGAAGCUAGGAGUGGGGAAUUGAAAGGACCACAACUAGAUCUCUUUAAGAGCUAUUACCUAACAUGUCGAAAGGCACUUUUUCCCCCUAUAUGACAUAGAUAUGGGGAGGAUUGUGAAAAUUAGACAACAGCAGAAGGUUUAAAGCAAGGAUAUAAGUGCCACAUUUGUACAGAUUGCUUAAAAUGGGCUGGUGUUUGAAGAGUGAUUUUGUAAAUCAAGGUUCCAUAUUGGGAUCAAUCACAACAUCGAAAUCCCAUCACAGUAAUGAAAGAGGCUUGCAUUCAUGGAAACAUCCUUGGCCAUGCCCCUCUCCUCCAUACAGUAUUUGUUGGAGAGAUCUCUGGACUUAAGUUGAAUCAGUGUUUGUGAGGAAGAGUCAUUUUGAGAACUGGUGCCUCCAUGUGGAAGCUGUCUGCAUAGCUCUUAUGUGUACACUCCCCUUGUAGGAGGCCUUGGUUCUUGCCAAUAAUGUCUGAAUGAGUGCUUGUUCAAAGGCAGCUUCUUGGGUGCUCAUAUGGGGGUGCCCUAAGUGUGAACCUGUAUUAUAAUAUCCUUUGGGUGUGUGUAUGUGUGUGUGGUUUAAUCUUGCUGUACUGUCUUACAGCACAGUGAACAUGUGUGAAAUUGUUCUUGCUUCUCCUAAUAAACUGAAUGAAUGGAA
Messenger RNA from Sceloporus undulatus (fence lizard), 1568 nucleotides. It is a transcript of the gene FAM241B, whose product is annotated as family with sequence similarity 241 member B. The coding region runs from base 128 to 511 and encodes 127 amino acids. The transcript is spliced from 3 exons. Gene Ontology annotation, cellular component: intracellular membrane-bounded organelle. The record is from RefSeq and is a predicted model, not a curated record. Lineage: Eukaryota; Metazoa; Chordata; Lepidosauria; Squamata; Phrynosomatidae.